UGCCUCUCCCAUGACUGUUUGGGACAGCAGGUCCCCCCCAACUCCCAGGGUCCCUGGCCCGGGACAUGCCAGGAGGAACCAGGCAGCCCCCACAUGGUCUCUGAGGGAGGAGGACAGACUAGCUCAGUGUGUGGGAGGCUGAGGACAGGCAUUGAGUCACUUGCUCUGUGGCCACGGCACAGCGGCUGCAUCAGUCUCCUCGGUGCUGGGGGGCCCUGGGGGAGUUUCCAUGUCACCGUGGACAGGGCUUUCCCAGGUACAUGCAGUCAGCCCUGCUCAGCCUAGAGGGAUGGCUGUCCCCAUGGCCCAGAGGACAAGCUUGGCUGCACAGGGUCCCUGAUGCUGGUUGCUUGGUCCGAUCAUCUGUAUCCCACCUCACCUAGGCCUGGUCGUGCCUGCGUGCUACGGCCCGGGCAGGCUCUUGCAUCCACACGUGCAUGCCCAGGGGAUGUGACUUGUGACUCGGGCUUUGCUUGCAGGCAUGAGAGAGCAGUGACAGGGAAUUCCAUGGGCGCGGGGUCCUCCCUCUCCUCCGCCAGCCCCACAGCUGAGACCCUGGCUCUGCUCAACCCUGCGACCCAGGACAGUACCCAGCAGUCGCCCAGCACGGGUGGGUCCCCGGAAAAACCAGUCUCUGCCCUCUGCCCCUACAUCAUCCCCCCUGUGGUUGUGGUCCUGCUGGGCCUGUCCGUGGCUGCUGCAGUGCUCUGCAGGAGGCACUGCCGGACUUCAGGCAGGCACCUGAGCCAGGAUGACAUCCGCGCUGCCGAAGUGGGGGUUCCCCAAAUCCAGCCCAUCAUGGGGGGGUGCCAGCAGGGGGCUUCCAGGCCCCUGGCAGGGGGUGCAUGGCACCCGCUGAGGGAGGCACGCACCUCCUUCAAGAUGUGGAGACACAAGCAGGGCCUGGCCCGUGCCCUGCAGGGCAUGGCCCUCAUGGAGCUGAUCAAGGAUGGCAAGCACGGCCAGUUCUACCGCGCCAGGCUGAGCACUGGGAGCCGCCGGGGUCACAAGCUGGUCACCUGCAAGAUUGGGCGCCGGGGCCUGCCGGCAGCACGAAUGGAGCUGGAGGUGAGGAUCCUGACGACGCUGGGCUACCACAAGCACAUCUUGCAGCUCCUGGAGUGGAAUAUGGAGCAAGAGCCCUAUGUGCUGAUCCUGGAGCACGCCGGCCUUGGCACGCUGCGCACCUUCCUCCGCUCCCGCCGGGAGCAGCUGCGCAGCUGUGGGGACCUGCAGGCUCUGCUCACCAUGGUGGCUUACCACAUCUCCCUGGGCAUGAAGCACAUCGCCGACAAGCAGGCAAGUGCCGGCAGGUGGGUCCACAGCUCAGGGGAACCCACAAGUCUGGGUGAGCUGCAGGGUGGCAGGGAGCAGAAGGUGCUGCAUCGGGACCUAGCACUUCGCAACAUCCUGGUCAGUGCAUUCCCGCAUGGGUGCAAGAUCACUGAGUUCGGGCUGGCCAGGGAGCUGGGCCAUGAGGGCUCCCUCCGGCACCCAAAGGUGGAGGUCCCCUUGCGCUGGUACCCCCCCGAGUACUUCCGAGAGAGCGUCUAUGGCCUGGCUGGUGAUGUCUGGGCCUUUGGGAUCGUGCUGUGGGAGAUGGAGAUGCUAGGCUGCUCCCCAUACCCGUACCUGGACAACUCUGAGACAGUGAUGUUCCAAGUGUGCUCGGGGUACCGGAUGAGCAGGCCACCUGGAUGCAGACAGCAAAUUUCCAGGCUCAUGGAGCAGUGCUGGGCUGACGACCCCCGUGAACGGCCGCCCUUCUCUGCUAUUGCCCAGGAGCUGGAGGACAUCGUGGAGGAGGAUGCGGACUACCUGCAGCUGGAGGACAGCCGCCAACCCCAGGGCCCGUCCCUGCUGCCAGCCUCUCUGAGUACAGCCGGGGGGCUGGUGGGCGACAGGGACGCCAGAGCCGGGCUCUACACCUGAGAAGCCGCGGCCUGGGGCAUGAACGGCUGCACUGGCACCUGAGACAGGGCGCUGAGCUGAACCGGGUCGCGCCCGCGCGCAGGGCAGCAAAACCCUGCCGCGUCGGAGCGGGGCACGGACAGCGCCGCGCCUGGGACGUGGAAGGAGAAGCUUCGCCGCCUGCAGCCCAGCCGCAUCGCCCUGCUGAGGCAGAGGGACCUGCCGCCGGACU
Molecule: messenger RNA, 2143 nt
Organism: Gavialis gangeticus (Gharial)
Lineage: Eukaryota; Metazoa; Chordata; Crocodylia; Gavialidae
Product: tyrosine kinase receptor Cad96Ca-like
Exons: 11
Coding region: 340-1932 (530 amino acids)
Biological process (GO): multicellular organism development; cell surface receptor protein tyrosine kinase signaling pathway; positive regulation of kinase activity
Cellular component (GO): signaling receptor complex
Molecular function (GO): transmembrane receptor protein tyrosine kinase activity; ATP binding
Source: RefSeq, a predicted model, not a curated record